CGAAACCAGUCCCAAACGUUCCCUCCAAAACCGGCGAUGGACAAGCGGAGGUUGCCCGCCGGUGCGGCUGCGGCCAAGAAGAAGCCCAAGCCAUCGCGCGAGGCUGCGCGGCCGAUCACGGCCUUCUUCCAGCGCGUUGCACCUCCGCUGCCACCGCCCACGGUGAUCGAAGACAUUGAUAGCGAUUCGUCCAUGGAGCUGACGCCAACCGAGCCUGUACCCGGCGUGCUCCCGCUCCUAGAAGUAGGCACGCUGCCUCUCCAAGAAGUAGGUGCUGUGGAAGGGACGGACGAAGUGCAUCCACGAUUGAUCCAGAGCAGGCUUGCCGACGGAUUUGAGAAGCAAGCAGAAGGGCCUCGCAAGCCCCGGGUCCGGCGGCCACCAAGCGCCUUCCAAAUGCUUGUACAGCGCGAGCGCCAAGGUGCCAUGAAGCGCGUGGAGCUGCAGCGCUUGCUUCGGAGCACGCUGGCGACGUACGCGACUCUGCCGAUGGGGCUGCGGCCCGACAUCCGCCCGCAGCAGUGGAUCAGCACCAUGGCCUUUGACGCCGACGGCGUCAUCCUCGCCACCGGGUCGUCCGACGGCACGAUUGCACUCUACGACUUUGACGAAUACUUUUACCAUUUGCUGCAGCACCGCAACGCGAGCGCCAAGACGCAGCGCGACGUCGCGUCCGUCACGGACGGUGCGCCAGCGUACGUACCACCCGUCCACGUCAUCUCUACGUCGUUUGAGCUCAAGCGUCUCCGAUGGAACCCGAAAAACCAGGACGAGAUUGCUUGCUCGUUUGCCUCGCGCAACGAGAUUCAUCUCUUCAACCUCAAGAAGCUGCCGCGACAGCCAUACCGCAUUCUGCGCACCAACAGCCGUCCGUCGUCGGGCUACUACGACCUCCUCUACACCGUCCUCGGCAAUCAGGUCCAUGUCAUUGGUGGUGACAACGAAGGCGCGGUGCGCAUGUGGGACAUCAACAUCCCGGCCAAACCCAAGUGGCAGAUCGCGCUGCCGCGCGAGUACGGCGCCGUCAACGCGCUUGUGCUCUGCGAAGACAAUCAGCACUUGGUCGUGGGCACCGAGCACGGCUACCUCACCGUCUAUGACAUCUUCAACUUGAUCACGCCCGCGUUUGCGCAGCGGUCGGUGCCCAAGCGGCGGUCGGUCAUCGCGCUGCAUGUUCUCGUGCGAGCGCUGCUCGUGCAAGACUCGCUCCUGUCGGCGAACGCGCUGGGUGUGGUUUCGAUGCAGCGCGUGCCCCACACGUCGGCGACGGUCGUUUGUCAGCUGCACAACGACUGGGUUGUUGUCCUCGACGCACUCGAGGGCCGGAUUCUCAAGCUACAUACUGUCCUCCGCGAGCUAAGUUUGAACCCGAUCCCGCGCGACCCCACCGUGCAGCACGCGUCGUUUUCAUCGGACGCGCUUUUGACGGCCGAGAAUCGAUCCCUGGGCCACUUGCGCUUGCACCGGUGCAGCGGCAGCUUUGUCUUUGACGGUGCGGCGUUCGUGACAGGCCUCGCGGACGACGACAACCUCUACGUUCUCGACAUGCACACGCACAGCUAUGGCGAGCGGCUCCUGACACUGCCCAGUGUCCCCACCCUGCAGCGCUUCCGGAUCCCGACCAAGGUCGUCGUGACUGCCGUGGCCGCGCACCCGGCCUCGAACGUCGUCGUCUGCGGCAUGGAAUCCAAUGACCUCAUCGUUGUCGGGGCGUCGUAACUCUCUUCUGAAGUGUUUGACUCGUGUGAAUGGUUUGCC
Molecule: messenger RNA, 1758 nt
Organism: Saprolegnia diclina VS20
Lineage: Eukaryota; Oomycota; Saprolegniomycetes; Saprolegniales; Saprolegniaceae
Exons: 10
Coding region: 37-1719 (560 amino acids)
Molecular function (GO): protein binding
Source: RefSeq, a predicted model, not a curated record